AUGUCCGAUAUAGAACUCAAAGACUUAUCAACCACCUCGUCAUUAUCCGAUCUGGAAGUUGAGUUGAAAAGGUUGCAAGACAACCAUAAAGAGCUCAAUGAUCUGAUGAUAUCUCAAAACCAAAGCGGUUCAGAUGUCGAUGAUGAAACGGCACAGGUCACGAGAUUAUCAUGGGUUGCUAUCGGAAGACAAAUCGCUCAAGUUAGAACAAAAAUUAAUUCGCAAAAUGCGAAUUCGUCCUCAAGUUAA
This is a messenger RNA of Kwoniella botswanensis, 249 nucleotides long. RefSeq lists its product as uncharacterized. Lineage: Eukaryota; Fungi; Basidiomycota; Tremellomycetes; Tremellales; Cryptococcaceae. The record is from RefSeq and is a predicted model, not a curated record. The transcript has a single exon. Bases 1 to 249 code for a protein of 82 amino acids.